Molecule: messenger RNA, 567 nt
Organism: Fulvia fulva
Lineage: Eukaryota; Fungi; Ascomycota; Dothideomycetes; Mycosphaerellales; Mycosphaerellaceae
Exons: 3
Coding region: 1-567 (188 amino acids)
Source: RefSeq, a predicted model, not a curated record
AUGCGUCUAAUCUCAACAUGUCGCAAUCGGAUGAGUCUACUGUCUGGUAGCCACACAGACGAUGGCAGUACACUCAGCUACCAGGAAAUCCGUGAGGUGGCUUCACCACCACCAGAGGAGACUUCCUUGCCCGAGGCUAUCAACACUGCAUCCCUCCGAAGGCUCCGGGCCUUGCUGAAGUGCAUCACCGACAGUAACCCUCAAGCUCACGAUCGCGCGUCUUCAUUUCUACUGAAACCUAUCACUGGCACCAACAAGAAGCGGAAGGCACGUGAAACAUGCAAGAAUUGCUAUGAGGAGUAUGAUGUCUGGGAGAACGAAAUGGGUGCAUGUGUGUUCCACGAAGGUGGCAAGGAAGUCAACGAUUCUGAUGGCUUUUGGGAUGACCAUGAUCCACAUCACGGCGAGCCCGAGGACUUAGAAGAUGAGCCGGGCUACGACGAGGGCUUCCAAUGGAGCUGUUGCCAGGAGCCGAUUGGUGCCGAAGGGUGCGUCAGGUCGAGGCAUUUGCCCAAAGAUGCGCACAAGAAGAAGAGCAGAGUGGAUGUGGCCAGCCUGACGGACUGA